AUGUGCAACCUAAAGCUGUCAGUUGUCUUCAUUGUACUUUCUGUCACUUUGAGCUGUCUGGAAGCUACACCUAUUGAGAAGUUAUUAUCUGUGGCUGACGAUCUAUCUGAUGGGACUUCCAAGAGACAAGGAUGGAUAUUGCCAGUAAUGUCAAGGAAUGCACUCUCAGGACUUAGUGAGGCAAUGCCAGAACAAGCAGCAGCAAAGCCAAAAAGCAGUCACCAUCUGGAGAAACGGAAAUGCAACACCGCUACAUGUGUGACACAGCGCUUGGCUGACUUUUUAGUUCGUUCCAGCAACAACAUCGGAGCAAUUUAUUCACCUACCAAUGUGGGGUCCAAUACAUAUGGAAAGAGGGACACAGCUGGGCUUUUAAGCAGAGAACCCCAAAACAAUGCACAGCUCUAGUGUGCUAAAAUGACUACUGAUAGAGUUUUCAUUAGGAGCUUCUGCCCACUUUUUAUG
Messenger RNA from Dromaius novaehollandiae (emu), 465 nucleotides. RefSeq names its product islet amyloid polypeptide (gene IAPP). The transcript has 3 exons. Lineage: Eukaryota; Metazoa; Chordata; Aves; Casuariiformes; Dromaiidae. Gene Ontology annotation, molecular function: hormone activity. The record is from RefSeq and is a predicted model, not a curated record. Bases 1 to 408 code for a protein of 135 amino acids. Gene Ontology annotation, cellular component: extracellular region.